AUCUACUUUCUUGGCCGCUCGUCGCGAAAACAUCCGGCUGGGAACCCCGAUUUGGAAACCUUGCAAAAGCCUUCUGCUGUGAACCAGGCCGGACUUGAACGAAAACAUUCCAUUGGUAUGUUUUCCCUCUCAAGCAUCUACUUUGUAGUCGAAGAAUGUAGUCCCAUGUUCGAUGACGAGGAGAGUUUCUAUCGUGUGAUCAAACACGACCAUAUCGCCUACCGGUUCGAGAUUUUGUCGCUGCUUGGUAAGGGCAGUUUUGGACAAGUCGUUAGGGCCAUCGACCACAUGAAGGGAACUCAGGUUGCUCUGAAGAUUAUCCGUACAGAAUCUCGGUUUACGAGACAAGCCAAAGAGGAAAUCAGAAUUUUGGAAACUUUGCGUCAAAUGCGUGGGGAUUCACCCACAGAUGUGGACGGCGGGGAGUUUCCCAUCGUACAAAUGUUUGAGCAUUUCAUGUUUCGUAAACACAUUUGUAUGACAUUUGAGUUAUUGAGCAUCAACCUGUACGAUUUACUCAAGUUGAACAAAUUCAUCGGUCUAUCUCGAGAUAGAGUGCGACGGAUCAGUUUCCAAAUCCUCAAGGCAUUGUACUACGUAGAAAAAGCCGGAAUCAUCCACUGUGAUCUGAAACCGGAGAACGUUCUGCUUAUCUGGCACCCGGAUCGUUUUGUCAAUCAAUUGAAGGAGCAUUUUGAAUUGUGUGACACUGAAAACCAUACGAUUGACUCAAAACUCAAUCAUUUGCAUGCAGAAGAAAGAGAUUAUGUGAAGCUGAUAGAUUUCGGCUCCAGUUGCUUCAAAAAAGGACCAACCUAUCCUUACAUACAGUCUCGAUUUUAUCGAGCUCCAGAAGUCAUAUUACGAACCGGUUAUGGCCAGCCGAUAGAUAUGUGGAGUUUUGGAUGCCUUGUGGCGGAACUGAUAAACG
Molecule: messenger RNA, 931 nt
Organism: Dicrocoelium dendriticum
Lineage: Eukaryota; Metazoa; Platyhelminthes; Trematoda; Plagiorchiida; Dicrocoeliidae
Source: the annotation of a GenBank genome assembly